Molecule: messenger RNA, 1194 nt
Organism: Chenopodium quinoa (quinoa)
Lineage: Eukaryota; Viridiplantae; Streptophyta; Magnoliopsida; Caryophyllales; Amaranthaceae
Exons: 2
Coding region: 1-1194 (397 amino acids)
Source: RefSeq, a predicted model, not a curated record
AUGUCCGUCAAGCAGAAAAGGGACGAGUCACUGAGGGACUUCGUUCGACGUUUCAAUAAUGAAGCCAACACCAUACCUCGGUUACAGCAGGAAAUAGUCGUCAUGGCCUUGAUGAAUGGUUUGGCUGACAGCGAUUUCAAGAAGUAUAUGGCACGGAAAUCUUUUCCCAAUCUCGGCGCAGCCUUUAACAAAGCGCAUGACUACAUAAAGAGCGAAGAACUUCUAAGAGCAGGAAGUCAAAUAGCGUUAGCGGAGCCCUCUCGGAGGCACAAUGCUCAGUCAUUGCCGGAGAGCUACAGGGGGGUCAACAGGAAAAAUCAGCAAAAAACAAAUAGACCGACUAGAGGUCUAGGACGGUACAAUAAUGAUACUCCCAGAGCAGCAAUUUAUUCUAUAAACCAACACAAGGAGGAUUGGAGUCGGCCAGCACCAAUGAUAACAAAAGGCCGAGAUGUGAAGAAAAAAGGACAUCUAUCCCAAUACCGGUUGCAAACAAGUACAAGCCGACAGGGAUAUCAACCGGUAAGACAGCCCGAAUACCGCAAAUCGGAAAACCCAUCUGCGCAAGAUGACGUCUACCCGCAAGACAACAAUAGGGUUUAUCGGCAGGGCUCUGCGCCCCCUGGACGAAAAAUCACCAUUGGGGUGAUUACUGGAGGACCGGUGCACGGAGGAUCGGUAAAUGGUGCAAAGAAGAGUCUGUCGGAGUAUAAGCACAUAGUAAAUGCUUUAGGAAUAGAUGAACGACCUCAGCCAAAUAAUAUUCCUUCUGUGUCAUUCUCCGAAGCUGACGCCAAAGGUGUAGUCUUUCCUCACGAUGACCCGUUAGUGCUGAUAUUGUCGAUAAGCGGGUGUGACAUCAAGCGUGUGCGUAUAGAUGGAGGUAGCUCAGCGAAUAUCCUAUUCGCAAGGGCAUUUGAUGCAAUGAUGAUAGGUCGGAAAUACCUUACACCAGUGUCAUAUCCGGUUAUUGGCUUUAACGGUUCCACCGUUAGACCUGAUGGUAGCAUAGUUUUACAAACCCGAGUCGGAGAAGGAUCAGCGGCCCGGGAUUUGAUGACCGAAUUCUUAGUUAUCGAUGUGCCGUCAGCAUACAAUGCCAUCGUCGGCCGACCGUUAAUUCAUGACAUACAAGCCAUUGUCUCCACAUAUCACCUUACGAUGGUAUAUGUCUCUAAUGCCGGCAAGAUAUAA